Molecule: messenger RNA, 2920 nt
Organism: Chanos chanos (milkfish)
Lineage: Eukaryota; Metazoa; Chordata; Actinopteri; Gonorynchiformes; Chanidae
Gene: med16
Product: mediator complex subunit 16
Exons: 14
Coding region: 295-2799 (834 amino acids)
Biological process (GO): positive regulation of DNA-templated transcription
Cellular component (GO): mediator complex
Molecular function (GO): protein binding
Source: RefSeq, a predicted model, not a curated record
AACGAUUUCUUUUUUCCGAUAUGGUGUUGAGUAUUAACCCAGAUUUAAUCUGUCAGAUGCAGAAUGUAGUCAUGUUGUAAACUAUUUUGUAUGGUGACGUUUCACAGUCAUUGCACUGUUAUUGUUUAAUGUGAGCAGCAACUACUUUUAGCUAGAGAGCUAGUCUGUCUAGUGCUGGACCGAAACUCAUUGUUUCAUUGUCUGAGUUUCAGUAAGAGUCGCUGAUUGCCCUUUUAGUGUUUUGCUGCUCCGUUGUUUGUCUGCUUGUCAGUUGUGAAAAACGUAGGCAGUUUAAUGAUGGAAGUGGCAUAUGUGUGCGAAUGGGAGAAGAGACCCAAAAGCAACCACUGCCCGUCCAUUCCGCUGGUGUGUGCUUGGUCAUGUAGGAAUCUCAUCGCGUUCACCACAGACUUCAGAAAUGAAGAAGACGACAAAGACCUCAGCCACAUGAUUCAUAUCAUUGACACAGAACAUCCCUGGGAUGUUUACUCCAUCAACUCUGGGCACUCUGAGGUCAUUUCCUGUUUAGAAUGGGACCAGUCAGGCUCCAGGCUGCUGUCUGCUGAUGGCGAUGGGCAGAUUAAGUGUUGGGGGAUGUCCGAGCAUCUGGUGAAUAGUUGGGAGAGUAGACAGGGCAGCUCUGUGGACGGAGACCCAAUCGUGGCUCUGUCCUGGCUGCACAAUGGAGUCAAACUUGCCCUGCAUGUGGAAAAGUCUGGCUCCACUAACUUUGGGGAGAAGUUUUCACGGGUAAAGUUUUCUCCGUCUCUGACGCUGUUUGGUGGAAAGCCCAUGGAGGGCUGGCUGGCCGUGACAGUGAGCGGUUUGGUGACGGUUUCUCUGUUGAAGCCGAACGGCGCUCUGCUGACCGCCAGCGAGAGUUUGUGUCGUCUGCGCGGCCGAGUGGCCCUCGCCGACAUCGCCUUCACUGGUGGCGGGAACAUCGUAGUCGCGGCAACAGACGGCAGCAGUUCAUCUCCGGUGCAGUUUUAUAAAGUGUGUGUGAGUGUGGUGAAUGAGAAAUGUCGCAUUGACACGGAGCUUCUGCCCUCCCUGUUCAUGCGCUGUACCACUGACCCGGUGCGCAGAGACAAGUACCCUGCUGUCACACACCUGAAAUUCCUUACCCGCGAGAACUCUGAACAGGUGCUGCUGUGUGCGUCCAGUCAGACAGCGAGUAUAGUGGAGUGUUGGUCUCUGAGGAAGGAGGGGCUUCCAGUAAACAACAUCUUUCAGCAUCGCUCGCCUGUUGUGGGCGAGAAGCAGCCAAUGAUUUUGAAGUGGCGAAUUCUCUCAGCCACUAAUGACCUGGAGAGAGUCUCCGCAGUGGCUCUGCCCAAACUGCCGAUUUCCAUCUCCAACACCGACCUCAAGGUCGCCUCCGACACCAAGUUCUUCCCAGGCCUCGGCUUGGCUCUGGCCUUCCACGAUGGCAGCGUUCAGAUCCUGCAUCGUCUGUCUCUGCACACGAUGGGUGUUUUCUAUGGAGGCUCCUCCUCUGGCUCCUCCCAGCGCACUGAUGAGCCACCAAUCAAACGACAACGUGGGGGUGGGGCCACUAUACACUUCAAAACAUUGCAGUUCUCCUGGACAUCUUUGGCACUAGUGGGAGUGGACAACCAUGGCAAGCUCCACAUGAUUCGGGUGUCUCCCUCUAUGGGUCAGAUGUUGGAUAUGAACACGUUAUUGCGCCACCUGCUGUUUCUGCUGGAGUAUUGCAUGGUGACAGGGUAUGACUGGUGGGAUGUGCUGCUGCAUGUGCAGCCCGGCAUGGUGCACAGCCUGGUAGAGAAACUACACGAGGAGUAUAUGAGACAGAACCAGGCCUUGCAACAGGUGCUGUCCACGCGGAUCUUGGCAGUGAAAGCUUCGUUGUGUAAGUUGUCAUCAGCGACAGCGGCACGGGCGUGUGAUUUCCACGCUAAACUUCUCCUCAUCGCCAUCUGCUCAACACUGAAAUCUCUCCUUAGACCACACACACUCAACACACCAGACAAGAGCCCUGGAGACAGACUCACAGAGAUCUGUGCCAAGAACACUGACACAGAUAUUGAUAAGGUGAUGAUUAAUCUGAAGACUGAGGAGUUUGUGUUGGAUGGGCCUCCGCUACAGUCCUUGCAGCAGUUGAUUCAGUGGGUGGGCGACUUCGUCCUGUAUCUGCUCGCCAACCUACCCAACCAGGGCUCUAUCGUGCGUCCUGGUUUUGGCUUUCUGCGCGAUGGCGCAUCCCUAGCGAUGUUGAGGGAGAUGAUGGUGAUGGUGCGGAUUUGGGGUUUGCUGAAACCCGGCUGUCUGCCCAUCUACACUGCAACAUCAGACAACCAGGACAGCAUGUCCCUUCUGUUCCGCCUGCUCACAAAACUCUGGCUCUGCUCUCGUGAUGAAAGCCAUCCUCAGGACCCUGAUGAAGGACUGGUGGAUGAAUGCUGUUUGCUGCCGAGUCAGUUACUGCUCCCUGCUAUGGACUGGCUCCCCGCCAACGAUGGCAUCAUCACUAAGAUCCAGAGCAAACACUCUCUACGCCUGCAGUUCACCAAAAGCUACACCCUUCCCACAGUCAACUCAACCUCACAGGACAUAUUCUCCAGGAGUCCUGGGUCUCAGCGUACUGACAGUCUGCGUUGUCUGCAUAUGGGAGUCAGUCCCACAGAGGAGAGCAAAGCCUGCACAAGGUGUGGGUGUGUGACUAUGCUGCGAUCUCCUAAUAAAUCCAAUGCCAUGAAGCAGUGGGAGCAGCGCUGGAUUAAGAACUGUCUGUGUGGGGGUCUGUGGAGGAGGAUCCCUGCCACUGUGUCUUAAUGGAAACCAUGGCAACCGCAUCCCACUGACCAUGACCGUACCCCUCUCACCUCAGUCACAGAGUGAGUGACUGUCCGCUCCUCAGCCUGGACUGUGUGUCAGAGAGUCUGAUUCACUCUCU